This is a messenger RNA of Cimex lectularius (bed bug), 1478 nucleotides long. Its product is annotated as lachesin-like. The coding region runs from base 18 to 1256 and encodes 412 amino acids. NCBI's taxonomy places the organism in Eukaryota, Metazoa, Arthropoda, Insecta, Hemiptera, Cimicidae. The transcript is spliced from 11 exons. The record is from RefSeq and is a predicted model, not a curated record. Gene Ontology annotation, cellular component: neuron projection.
GAUUCUGUCAUGACAGCAUGAUACUGCACGCAACCAUCCUCAUUGUUAUCGCACCCGGACUGUUGUCUCGCCGCCAAUCAAAAGGCAUGCCGUUCCUAUUCGAAGAUUUUAACAUGGUUUCAGAUUCAGUGCUUCCAAGGUUUGCCGAACCGAUCCCGAACGUCACAGUGACCGUCGGCCGAGACGCGCUGAUGGCCUGCGUUGUAGACAACCUAAGAAAUUAUAAGGUAGCGUGGGUCCGGGUGGACACGCAGACAAUCCUCUCCAUACACCAUUCGGUGAUCACUCAGAAUCCCCGGGUCUCACUUUCUUACAACGACCACAGAUCCUGGUACCUGCAUAUAAGCAAUGUACAAGACAUUGACAGAGGAUGGUAUAUGUGCCAGGUCAACACGGAUCCAAUGCGGAGCAAGCAGGGAUAUUUGCAAGUCGUUGUUCCACCCCGGAUAGUGGAAAGGGACUCAUCACCGGAUCUGGUCGUAAGGGAAGCCGGCGAUGUGACCCUGCAGUGCAGGGCGCAGGGUUAUCCAGACCCUUAUGUCAUGUGGAGGCGGGAGGACGGAAAAGACAUCAAUUACAAUGGCGACAUGGUAAACGUCGUAGACGGCGAGAUCCUGACAAUCAAAAAAGUCAGCAGACUUCACAUGGGCGCGUACUUGUGCAUAGCAUCCAACGGCGUUCCCCCUUCCAUCAGCAAGAGGGUCUUCCUCCGUGUUCAAUUUCCUCCAAUGCUUUCUAUAGCAAAUCAACUUGAAGGGGCGUAUAUUGGUCAAGAUAUUUCGCUAGCCUGCCAGACAGAAGCAUUCCCAUCGUCCAUCAAUUAUUGGACAACUGAAAAAGGGGACAUGAUCGUAAACGGUGAAAAAUUCGAGACUUCGACUUCCGACCAAGGAUACGCCAGGUACAUGGUACUCAAGAUUCGCAAUGUGACCAGAAAGGACUUUGGUUCAUACCAGUGCGUCGCCAAAAAUUCCCUAGGUGAAACAGACGGAGUUAUCAAAUUAGAAGAGAUAACCCUACCUGUAAGCAAGUCGACUCUUGUAAAUUCAACGACUACACCCGAAAAAGAUCGAAGGAAAAUGAAGCAAGAGCGUUAUUCCAAGCAAGAAUCUGAAGAAUACCAAUGGCAAGAUAUAGAAAUUGACGAGGACUUUGAGAUUCUUCCAACGGCUGCAACGGAGGAUUUGUCAGCAGCUGACUCUGCAUCGCUAAGCCCGUCUCUUUUGUUGAUCCCUGUCCUAUUCGUCUUGAGCUGAUACGUCUCCCUAGUUCGUCUUAGUUUAAGCGGAAUGCUUUCGUGGAACUCUGUUGGACUGUAAAUAUUGUGCCCCGAAAUCGCGACCAUUCGCAACGGUUGUGUAAAUAAAUUAUAAAUAUGAUGAAUAAAGUAUGUAUGUAUGGAACGCUUAAAAGAGCCUGUAUGUAUUGUUGUUAAAAAUUAAUCAGAAAUAUUGUAAAAUUUUCUGAAUAAAUGUUAA